CUUGACUCUAGCAAUCGUCCAAAAUGACCUAUACUCUGGACCCCCUGCCAGAGACGGCUACCCACAAAGACUACACCAGGAUCCAUUUCGACACGGCCAAUGUCCCCGCGAAGCGUAUCGUCGGCCUCCUGGCUUGCCAGCGUAUGUCUCUAUCAGAGCCCAGAACGCUUCUCCCGAGCUUAUUGCUGCUCUACAGGUGACCCUCUUCUCCACAAGAUGCGUACCAAAGUCUAUGCCGCCCGUGAAGCUUCCGUUACAGCGCCUCCCCCGCCUAAAGGCAAGGCCAAGCAGAAGAAGGGCGCUGCCCUUGUCAACGGUGAUGCAAAGCCCGAGGAGAAGGGCAAGCUUUGGGAAGUGGAGCUCCUCGAUACUGUUAUCUUUCCAGAAGGUGGUGGUCAGCCUUCAGAUACCGGCGUCAUCCGUCUCCUCGACCCCAAUGGAGGUGUAACUCAAGAGUUCCCCGUUGAGAUGUGUCUUCGCAGAAAGCUCGAUAGUGUCCAUCUUGUUCGUAUUCCCCUUGGAGUGGAGGUCGAAGGUGGCUGGGAAGGACGAGAGGUUGAGGUCGAGACUGACUGGGACAGGAGGUUUGACCAGAUGUCUAUCCACACCUCCCAACAUCUCAUCUCAGCCCUCGCCAAUACCCACUACGGUCUCCCUACCCUCUCGUGGUCCAUGCAGCCUUACCCGUCGCUCGAUCCGCCAUACAUUGAGCUCGCUCGGGCUCUUACCGUCGAGGAGGCUUUGCACCUGGAGCAGCUUUGUGGUGAAGCGAUCAAGCAGGCAAAGAAGAUCUGGGUAGACUUUAGUAUACAAGGGCAGGAAGCUGGUGGUGAAUUGCAGGGAGAAGGGGCUGUUGCAACCAGGGAGUUCAGGGAACUGCCCAAAGACUAUUCUGGAGGUGUCAUACGCCACAUCAACAUCCAAGAUACCGACAGGAAUGCCUGCUGCGGCACCCAAUCACCCAACCUCGCCCUUCUCUCUCUCUUUCACGUCAUCCCUCCCACACCCUCCACCUCCAAAAAGGACACACCCACCAAGCUCUUGUUCCUCUCCGGACCACGAGCCAUCACCGCACUGCAAGAGUCAUCCCGAAUUCUGUCCGCUGCUGCGAGGAUUGUGGGCGCUAGUCGGGCCGACGUCGUACAGAGGCUGGAGAGGUCAGAAUUGGCAAGGAAGGAAACGUCAGAUAGCCUCAAGGGUGUGAGGGGGGAGCUGGCAAAGCUUGUUGCAGAACAAGCGAUUCGCCAAGGCAAGGAGAGCCAGGGUAUCGCUGUGGUCAGCAGGGAAGAGAAGGGUACCCACGAUUUCGAAUGGCUGGGUCUCGUCGGGUCUACCUAUCUCGAAGCCUUCAAGAACGCCUCGCUGGAAGAUGCCUCUUUCCCGAAACCGCUUAUCGUCCUUGUAUCAGCCUUGAACCCUGCAGUCUCCUUAUCCGUGCCAUCUCAAUCUUUCCUCAUCGUCCAGUCCCUUGAUGACGCUCUUGCCAAGGCUGUGAACGAAAAGAUCAAGACCGCUCUGGAAGGCAGGGUGAAGGGCGGAGGUGCUAGGGGAAGAUACAUGAGCAAGAUCGAUGGGAAGUGGGGGAAAGCCGAUAACCAGAUGGUCGAAGAGAUCGUGGACGAGUUCAAGAAGGAGGCAUCAUGGCAGAGUAUGCCCGACGGACACCCACUCUGAUAGACGAAACAAAUAUUGAGCUAGAUGGAGAUAUUGGCGGAUCACAUAUGUGUUUAUUGGACUGGAACAAACAGCGACAGAAAAGUAACAUGCCGAUACAAUUGCAUAAACCCAGGACUUGUGAUCACCUUUCCAAAGUCUAUGACUAUAAUGACAUCGAGGACCAUCUGUCGUUAUGCUCUUUUCUCGCCCUCCUCUUCUGCCACCUUCUGCUUGUGCGCACUGACAGCUUUCCGUCGGUAAUAGUACGAUCCAACCGUGAUGGUCACAAAGUUGAUCAAGAUCCAACCAAUGAGGACGCCUUCGCUGCGGCCAAUGUCAUCCUUGGUGUUGAAGAUUAUCUAAGCGGGAUGUUGAGUGAUGAGGGCUUGAUUAGGCAAUGGAUAUUCAGGAUGAUAAAGCUCAGCAAGAAGAAUGGCAUGAGUCUCGGCCCAAGAACGUUAUGACCGCCUCUGUCGUCAGACCCAGUGCACUCAUCCUCAAGAACAAAACUACUUUGAAGGCAAGGUCGACGAGGGGGAAGAAGAAAGAGGGGGGGGGGGGG
Messenger RNA from Cryptococcus amylolentus CBS 6039, 2218 nucleotides. RefSeq lists its product as hypothetical. The coding region runs from base 100 to 1674 and encodes 524 amino acids. The record is from RefSeq and is a predicted model, not a curated record. The transcript is spliced from 4 exons. Gene Ontology annotation, molecular function: Ser-tRNA(Ala) deacylase activity; nucleotide binding. Lineage: Eukaryota; Fungi; Basidiomycota; Tremellomycetes; Tremellales; Cryptococcaceae. Gene Ontology annotation, biological process: regulation of translational fidelity.